Messenger RNA from Cydia strobilella, 2051 nucleotides. RefSeq names its product ran-binding protein 3 (gene RanBP3). Gene Ontology annotation, biological process: protein export from nucleus. Gene Ontology annotation, cellular component: nuclear pore; cytoplasm. NCBI's taxonomy places the organism in Eukaryota, Metazoa, Arthropoda, Insecta, Lepidoptera, Tortricidae. Gene Ontology annotation, molecular function: GTPase activator activity. The coding region runs from base 113 to 1363 and encodes 416 amino acids. The transcript is spliced from 7 exons. The record is from RefSeq and is a predicted model, not a curated record.
CUUCUGCUCAUGGCAACAUUGACUGACGUAGCUGUCACUCAUCUUGCUUGUCUGUCUCGACCUGUGGUCUCGACUCGACCACCAACAACCCAAAUUACCCAAAUCUUCUACAAUGGCAGAUGCGAAGCAAGAAAUGAAUAAUGGGACAUCUCAGUCACGAUCUGUGCUGGCAAAACCUCGUCUUGGUGCUUUUGGUUCCUCUGGGUUUGGAGCUAGUACUUUUGGGUCCAUAUUACGUCCAUCCCAGCUGAAACCAGGCAGCAAUCCAUUCCUUAAAGUCGCUGACUCAGAAGAGGCUGAAAAGAAAGAGAAAGCUGACAAUGAAACUGAGAAACCUAAAGGAGAGGAAAGGCUUACUGAAACCAAGGAGGAUGCUCCCAAAUUUGUACCUCUCGGUGCCACAAGCAGUGCUCCGAGAACCUCCACACAAGUCCCAGCACCCACACAGCCUGCUUCUGGGACAUCAGGGUUUGUCUUUGGACAGAAUUUAAGUGAACGAGUUGUUAUUCAAGACAGUGUUAAUAAUGGUGAUCCUGGGCCGUCAGAGCACAGUAUGAAGAAUGGUACGUCUGAACUGUUGUUCACAAGCGCAGCUGCAUCUGUUAUGGAAAAUAGUCAGGAUUCAGCAGGGGGCAGCUCCGCGGGUAACGCUCACGACAGCGGCGCGGGGCUGGCGGCUGCCGCCGCGGAGUACGAGCGUGCGCAGGCGCGCCCGCCGCCGCCCGCCGUCACCACCACCACGGGCGAGGAGGACGAGAUCAACGUGCUGCAGUUAUCGUGCCGCUUGUUCGCUUGGGAGGCCGGCAGCUGGCGCGAGCGCGGGCGCGGCGUGCUGCGGCUCAACGACGCGGCCGCCGGCGCCGACGCGUCCCGGCUCGUGGCCAGGGUGGCCGGAUCGCUGCGCGUGGUGCUGAACACGAAGAUCUGGCCGGACAUGGUAGCGGAGCGCGCGGGCAGCAAGUCGCUGCGCAUCACCGCCACCGACGCCGCGCACCAGGUCAAACUCUUCCUCAUCAUGGGUAACCCCGGCGACAUCGUCCAACUUCACCGCGCCGUGCUGGCGCGCAUCUCUCUCAGCAAGCGCGCGGGCGACGCGGCCACCCGCCUCCGCGACGCGCACGAGACCGGCGAGUGCCCCGCGCACGCGCACGCGCACGCGCACGCGCACGAGCACACGCACCGACUCCACGCCCCGCCCCUCGCCGACGACGAGCAGGACACACAUACUGAAGACAAGGAUGGCGACUCGGAGAGCAAAGACGGCGAAACGGAAGAUAAGGAUAGCAACCCGCUUAAGAGAAAAGAACCGGUCGGAGACGAAACCUCCCCUAAGAGACAGUGCCCCGAAAUUCUAAUAGAGUGAUAGACAGCCUAGUGAGAGACACAGCCUUGCAGCUCUGAGUUCAAAAAAUUGUGGGUAGACCCGUUUGACUUACAGACUCUUGAAUCUAAUGUGACGUUUCGUCGAAUCUUGUCCUAAUAAUUUUUUUCCUUACAAAGGAUAGAACAAACUUAACCUAAUAUAUGGAUUUAUUUAAAUGUGAGUAUAUUCUGUUAUGGAAAGAACAUAUUAGAUCAAAUUUAAUGUUCGACGAAACAUUAAAUUCGAUAAACAAUUUUCGGCCAUCCGAGAGAUAUCACAAAUUGUGAAUAUGCGUAGGGUUAUUUAAUGUUUAAAUCGAUGCGCUUGUUAAAUUAGUUAUUUUAAAAAGUUCGGCCAGCUGACCGUAUCACUAGAAAUAGCUGAAAGAAUCAUACUAUACGCCAGUAACAACAGUUACGUCAUAGAAAUAUAGUAUGCUUUCAACUAUUUUCCUUUUGGCACGUACGGCUGGCCAAACUAGGUAAAUAGUCAUAUCGACAGGGAGCUUGGGAAAGGCAUUUUACUUUGUGUAGUACAAAAGCGUGAAGUGCGAGCGCGGAUUCGUCUCACAUUCCUGAAGUGAGCAAAUUACAGAUGUUCGGCCGGAGCUGGAUGCCAAAUAUGUGUAAUAAUUGUUUAAUUUCUCAUCGAUCAUAAUGUAUAACAAUAAAUAAUUAAGACUAAUAAA